AGUUGGCGCGCGCCCCGGCCGCGGCCUGCUUCUCACCCCCCACCCCUGCGGAGGGCGGAGUCACGGUCUGAACGCGGUCUCCGGCCCCCGGAAGCUUCGAGUUCCUUGAGAGCGAGCUCUCGGCGGGGUGUGGGGGGUGAGGCCGGGCCGGCGGCCUUUUGCCUUACGUGCUCCACGUUAGUCAAAUGACUUCCAGUUGUGAGGGUUCAGGGCCUCUACCCCAGGCCAGAGUGCCCUUCUUCCCCUGCCCGGUCGGGGGCUGCGCAGUCUGAAGCUUCUCCCGGGUCAUGAUUGUGUGCGAGGGUAGUGAAGAUUGGGUGACACCUCCCAAAGGUAGGACCCUUGGGGACUCUCAGGGCAGGCCCGUGUUCCGGAUGGCGGCUUUGCUUCUGAGCCUUUAGCAGUGAAGGUAUUGUCGGGGCCAGUCCUUCUCAAAUCACGCUCUCUUGUGAGGCUCGUUGGCACGUGUCUUUACCGUUUCAGAAAAAUGUUCGUUGGUGGCCUGAGCUGGGAUACCAGCAAAAAGGACCUAAAGGAUUACUUUACCAAAUUUGGAGAGGUCGUUGACUGUACAAUAAAAAUGGAUCCCAACACUGGUCGGUCAAGAGGGUUUGGGUUUAUCCUCUUCAAAGACGCAGCCAGCGUGGAGAAGGUCCUAGACCAGAAGGAACACAGGCUGGAUGGCCGUGUCAUUGACCCCAAAAAGGCCAUGGCCAUGAAGAAGGACCCGGUAAAGAAAAUUUUUGUGGGGGGUCUGAAUCCUGAAGCCACUGAGGAGAAGAUCAGGGAGUACUUCCGUGAGUUUGGGGAGAUCGAGGCCAUUGAACUUCCAAUGGAUCCAAAGUUGAACAAAAGACGAGGCUUUGUUUUCAUCACCUUUAAAGAAGAGGAACCUGUGAAGAAAGUUCUGGAGAAAAAGUUCCAUACCAUCAGUGGAAGUAAGUGUGAGAUCAAGGUGGCCCAGCCCAAAGAGGUCUAUCAGCAGCAGCAGUAUGGCUCUGGGGGCCGUGGGAGCCGCAACCGAGGGAACCGAGGCAGCGGCGGCGGCAGUGGAGGUCAGAGUCAGAGUUGGAAUCAGGGCUACGGCAGCUACUGGAACCAGGGCUACGGCUACCAGCAGGGCUACGGGCCCGGCUAUGGCGGCUACGACUACUCGCCCUAUGGCUAUUACGGCUACGGCCCCGGCUACGACUACAGUCAGGGCAGCACAAAUUACGGGAAGAGCCAGCGCCGCGGCGGCCACCAGAACAACUACAAGCCGUACUGAGGCUUCGGCAGGACGCCCGACCGAUCGCACACGCUUGUUUGGAUCUCGAGUGAACACAAUUAUGUACCAAAUUUAACUUGGCAUACUUUCUAUGGCCUGUCCCAUGUGCAUCUUAUUUAAAAUUUCCCCCUUGGAAAUCACUCUCCUGUUGACUAUUUCCAGAGCUCUAGUUGUUGUAGGCAGCGUGUGGGGUCUCCGAGGCCGGAGUGGCGUGAGAGGCUGAUUGUAUUCCCAGGUCCCCCAGAGCCCAGCUGCCGCGCCUGGACCUAUGGACCCUGGUUGUAAAGAGUAAACUGUAUCUUAGGAAACCAGUGUCACCUUUUUUUCACCUUUUAAUUUUAUAUUAUUUGUGUCAUACAUUUCCUGUUAAUGGAAGUGUUAAUUUUACUGUACUUUUUGGUACCUUUUGGGAAUCUAAUGUAUUGUAAGGUAUUUUACACGUGUCCUGAUUUUGCCACGACCUGGAUAUUGAAGCUAUCCAAGCUUUUGAAAUAAAAAUUUAAAAACCCCCAAA
Messenger RNA from Leptonychotes weddellii (Weddell seal), 1781 nucleotides. The record is from RefSeq and is a predicted model, not a curated record. Lineage: Eukaryota; Metazoa; Chordata; Mammalia; Carnivora; Phocidae.